AUGUCUCAAAACAUAAACCGUAAAGAAUCUUGAUUCUCAAUUCCCUCAAACAAAACAUUUUCAAGAAAACCAAACAAAAAGAAAAAGAAAAAAACAAUGGAAGAACUUGACAUAGACCUCAAAAUCCCUGACCCAUUACGAGCCGAUUGGUUCAUGGUUCUUGUAGACAUCCAAGCUGAUCUCAUCUACAACGCACUCGUGGUGUUAACCUCACCUCUCUAUCUUCUCUACCGUUCAUACAACCGCGCAACAGCUACAAUCUCUUCCGCGGAAAGAGCAGUUAAACGUGCCCCCUCACGGAUAAGGAGCGGUGCAGCGCGGGUUGUAAGAAGGACAUGGUAUGGUCUAAUGGGUGCAUGCCACGUCUCGAUGGUGAUGGUGUUGGCUUUGAUCGUAGCGGCUGUUCUCGGUGUUGGGGUUGUGAGUCUGUAUGUGGAGAAGCCUGUGGUUGUUAGAGAAAGACUCUUCUUCGAUUACACUGAAGAGAACCCAAGUGCGGUAUUCAGCUUCGAUAAGAAGAAGAGACCGUUUGGUGUUCCUGUUGGACAUAAGGUUCAUGUCUCUUUAGUUUUGUGGAUGCCUGAAUCUGAUCUUAACCGAAGACUUGGGUUAUUUCAGUUGAAGGUAGAGCUACUCUCGGUUAAAGGAGAGACAAUAGCGAGAUCAAGCCAGCCUUGUAUGUUACGGUUCAGAAGCAAACCGAUAAGACUAGCAAGAACAUUUGUGAUGAGCGUUCCACUUGUUGCCGGAUUCGCAAACGAAGCACAAACAAUGAGAAUAGAUGCGUUAACGCACCAAGAGAAAUGGCCAAGAACGAAAGCCGUGAGAGCGACUCUGAUUCCACGUGCGCAGACUCGGCUAUUGCCUCAGUUAUACGAAGCUGAGGUCGUUAUAAACUCGAAACCCCCGUGGACUAAACGAAUGGCUUAUAACUGGAGAUGGACUCUCUGCGUUUGGACUUCAAUGUAUUUAUACUUGGCUAUUCUAAUGACGUUUCUAUGGUGUUUUCGACCGGUUCUGUUCCCUUACGUUGCUUCAAGAACGGUUGCGGAGAGUGAAAGACUAGAGAUGGAAGCUGUGGAAGAAGAAGUAAUCGAAAGAAGAUUUAGAGAAAGAAGAAACAAACCUCGUCGAAGAACUUUCAUUACAACACAUGAAACUUAUACAUAGUAAUCAGAUUCUUGUUUUCUUGUGUUCUCCCAGCUCUGUAGUAAACCGGCAAUUGUAAUACAUAACUGUAACAUAAAGGACCCCAGUACAAAUGGUAUUUAAAAUGGUUUUUAAGAUAUUUGCACAUUAAA
Molecule: messenger RNA, 1301 nt
Organism: Raphanus sativus (radish)
Lineage: Eukaryota; Viridiplantae; Streptophyta; Magnoliopsida; Brassicales; Brassicaceae
Product: seipin-1
Exons: 2
Coding region: 97-1170 (357 amino acids)
Biological process (GO): lipid droplet organization; lipid storage
Cellular component (GO): endoplasmic reticulum membrane
Source: RefSeq, a predicted model, not a curated record